GAGCCCCUUUCACUGCGUUCCUUUUAACCUGCUAAAUGAAAAGAUUACUGAAGAUUCCGCGGGUUAAUACUUUAGGAGAAAAAAGAAAACUACUCCCAAUAUUCACUUUUUUUUAAUGUAGAUUGACAGAGCGAUCCCACCCAAUUAAAAUAAACAGCCACAGAAUAUCUUCAUAAAAUCCUUACAAGAAUUCACCUUCUUUCCUAUAUUUUCCACCCCACUUUUCUUUUAUUUCAGAUAGCUGUGAUUGCUAGGAGAUCACUCCAUGAUCGGUGAUUCAAGUGUGCAAGCAACCUCUAGUGAUGUUGCGGCCACAGCGACCAGGGUCGUCACUGAAGGUGGUGAGGGUGAGGGUGAGGGUGGUGGUGGAGGUGGUUUUGGUUCAAAUUCAGCUGAAGAAGAUAAGAAUACGGGGGUUGAUCAUGAAGGUAACCGGAUGAAUUAUGGUGCAAACCGGUGGCCUAGGCAAGAGACCUUGGCCUUACUGAAGAUAAGGUCCGAUAUGGAUGCAGUGUUUCGUGACUCAGGUCUAAAAGGUCCGUUAUGGGAAGAGGUUUCCAGGAAACUAGCAGAGCUUGGUUAUCAUCGGACUGCCAAGAAAUGCAAGGAGAAAUUCGAGAACGUGUACAAAUACCACAAGCGAACCAAAGAAGGCCGAACAGGUAAAUCCGAAGGAAAAUCUUACAAGUUUUUUGAUGAAUUAGAAGCUUUCCAAAAUCAUCCUUCAUAUUCAACACAACCGCCAACAUUGACGCCGCCGCCGCUGCCACCACCAAAAGCUCAAACUGCAUCUGCAACAAUUACCACAUUGCCAUGGACUAAUAACACCGCUAUCGUCUCUCAUGCUACUGUUCCAUCAAGAACAAACCCUAUGGAUAUCAUGUCACAAAGCAUUGCUACACCAACCAACAACCGUGCAAUUAGUCCGAUGCCAAUAUCUUCAAAUCCCAUAAAUCCUUCUCAAAAUGCUUACCCAUCUUCUUUGCAAAACCUCACUACACAUCUUUUGGCUAGUUCUAGUCCAUCAUCAACAGCAUCAGAUGAAGAGUUGGAAGUAAGUUAUAAGAAGAGAAAGAGAGAGAGCAACUGGAAGGACUUUUUUGAGAGGCUAACGAGGGAUGUCAUCAAGAAGCAAGAGGAUUUGCAGGAGAAAUUCUUGGAAACGAUUGAGAAAUACGAGCAUGAAAGAAUGGCACGCGAAGAGGCAUGGAGAAUGCAAGAGAUGGCAAGAAUCAAUAGAGAACAUGAAACUUUAAUCCAAGAACGAUCCACGGCAGCAGCAAAAGAUGCUGCAGUUGUUGCCUUCUUGCAAAAGAUAUCGGGACAGCAAAACUCAGUUCAAACACAAGAAAUCCCACAACCAACAACAACUCCAACAGCACCUCCACCACAGCCAUUACAGCUUAGGCCACCACCCACCAGUCUCGCACCGGUUACAAAAUUGGAGGUUCCAAAAAGGGAUAAUGGAGAUAAUUUUACUGUAUCAAGCUCUUCUAGAUGGCCAAAAGUAGAAGUACAAGCUCUUAUUAAUCUCAGAGCCACUCUUGAUAUUAAGUAUCAAGAAAAUGGAGCUAAAGGGCCUUUAUGGGAGGAUAUUUCAGCUGGAAUGAAAAAGCUUGGAUAUAAUAGGAGUGCAAAGAGAUGCAAAGAGAAAUGGGAGAAUAUAAACAAGUAUUUCAAGAAAGUAAAAGAGAGCAACAAGAAGAGGCCUGAAGAUUCAAAAACAUGUCCAUACUUUGACCAGCUCGAUGCUCUAUACAAGGAGAAAAAUAAAAUGGAAAUUACAGUCAACUCAGAUUAUGCUGUCAAGCCCACUAGCACAAUGGAGCCACUAAUGGUACGACCAGAACAACAAUGGCCUUUUCAACAAGCAACCCAGCCUCAGACAAUCAUUGAAGAUAACGAAAGAAAUAUUAACAUCGAUCACAAUAUUGAAGAUGAUGAUGAUGAUGUUGUUGUUGAUGAUGAUGAUGUAGAUACUGAUGAAGAGGAUGAGGGAGGUGGCUUUGAGGUAGUAGCAAGCAAAUCAGCUCCAUUGGUCAUUAAUGGUGAGUAAUUCAUUGUCAUGGUUCUUACAAAAGGGGUAAAAUUCUCAACUUCAAAUGUUUACUGGAGAUGAAUCAGACUUAACUAGUACUUCUCAAUUAACCUGGUAGAUCAUUCAGAACUGAAUUAAGGUGCAGCAGAAGAAGCUGCUCAUGACCGAUCGAUGAGAAUACAUGUUAUCUGGUUGCCAUAUGAAUGGUGCCUACUUUUUUAUUUUUUUCCCAUAUAUGUACACAUGGAUUCCAUUUUAUAGUGGGAAGACAUUUUUCUUCCUUUUUUUUUAUUAUUCAAGUUAAUAAUUAACAUUUUUAGA
Messenger RNA from Populus nigra (black poplar), 2359 nucleotides. Its product is annotated as trihelix transcription factor GT-2-like. NCBI's taxonomy places the organism in Eukaryota, Viridiplantae, Streptophyta, Magnoliopsida, Malpighiales, Salicaceae. The record is from RefSeq and is a predicted model, not a curated record. The transcript has 2 exons. Bases 266 to 2056 code for a protein of 596 amino acids.